This is a messenger RNA of Spodoptera frugiperda (fall armyworm), 5494 nucleotides long. Its product is annotated as acetyl-coenzyme A transporter 1. Gene Ontology annotation, molecular function: acetyl-CoA transmembrane transporter activity. Bases 227 to 1780 code for a protein of 517 amino acids. Gene Ontology annotation, cellular component: membrane. The transcript is spliced from 8 exons. The record is from RefSeq and is a predicted model, not a curated record. NCBI's taxonomy places the organism in Eukaryota, Metazoa, Arthropoda, Insecta, Lepidoptera, Noctuidae.
CUGUGCGCUGUCAAUUAAAUGUCAAUUUGUCGUCAAUCGUUCGUAUUUGUGAUGGCAAAAAGAGUGCUCUUACUGUUUUAAAUCAAUUUAUACGAUUUAAUAAAGUAUUUACGUACAUAUGAAUGAAUGGUCAAAUAUUAAAUACAUAAUUUACAACAGAGAACUACUAUUAAUUUUUAUAAACUGAUUGAUUGCGGGCAAAAUUAAGGCAAUACUUGCUGCAGUCAUGCCGAUAACUAAGCGUAAACAUUCACCUGAGAAGGAGGAAUUGAUAGAAAAUGGUGACAAUCAAACAGAAGGGCGCAGUAAUAUCAAGGGAGAUGAAUUAAAUAUAUCAGUGUUAUUAUUUCUUUACACCCUGCAGGGUAUACCGCUCGGUCUUGCAGGAGCUGUACCCAUGCUCCUUCAAAAUCGUGGCAUAACUUAUACUCAACAAGCAGAAUUCAGUUUCGUCAACUGGCCGUUCAGUGUGAAGCUAUUAUGGGCACCUAUUGUGGAUGCUCUAUUCUGGCCACAAUUCGGUCGAAGAAAAACUUGGCUGGUACCAGUGCAAUACCUGAUUGGUAUUGUAAUGAUCAUCAUGUCGUAUAGCGUCACUGAUUGGCUGGGUUCCGAUGAUGUGCCACCUUCGAUGACCAUUCUGACUAUGUCAUUCCUUUUCCUGAACUUCUUGGCAGCCACACAAGAUAUUGCUGUUGACGGAUGGGCUCUUACCAUGCUUAAAAGGUGCAAUGUUGGUCAUGCCUCAACCUGUAAUACUGUCGGACAAACAGCUGGUUUCUUCCUCGGAUAUGUGAUGUUCCUGGCUCUGGAAUCUCCUUACUUCUGCAACAAGUACUUGUAUUAUGAGCCUCAAGAUGAAGGACUUGUGACGCUUGCUAGUUUCCUACUCUUCUGGGGAUGGGUGUUCAUUGUGACUACUACGUUGAUUGCGGUGUUCAAGCAUGAAGCUAAUGAUGCUCCGAAUACAAAGGAGAAUGAUGUGAAGGGUCUCAGUGAUGUUGUUACGGCUUACAAACAGUUGUACACGAUUAUAAAGCUGCCUGCUGUACGCACUCUGGCUCUGGUUUUGUUCACAGCUAAGCUUGGAUUCUGUGCCAGUGAUGCCGUGUCUGGCCUAAAACUUGUCGAGGCUGGAGUUCCGAGGGAAGACUUAGCUCUGCUUGCAGUUCCAUUGGUCCCUGUACAAAUCAUAAUGCCAGUGCUAUUAGCAAAACACACAACAGGUCGGGAGCCCCUCUCUCUAUGGCUCCGUGCCUUCCCGCUGCGGCUGUUAGUAGGACCACUAGCUGCUGCCCUAGUAGCCAUCACCCCCACCCUACUCAAUGAUGCUCCCCCCUCCUAUUCGUAUCUCUUCAUUUUGAUGAUGCUCUACAUCUUCCAUCAGACAUGUCUCUACUGCAUGUUCGUGGCUGUGAUGGCGUUCUUUGCUAAAGUAUCAGACCCAGCAGUCGGCGGGACCUACAUGACUUUCCUCAACACUAUGUCCAACCUGGGAACUAAUUGGCCUAACACCCUCGCUCUAUGGGCCAUUGACCACCUCACAUUUAAGGAAUGCUCAUACCAAGGACUCUCUGAUAACACAUGUUCUUCUGAGGGCGAGGAGACUGAAUGUAAGUCGUUCGGCGGUUCAUGCGACGUGCGAAUAGACGGAUACUACAUAGAAACAAUACUAUGUGUAGUCAUCGGCUUCGUCUGGCUCAUGUGGGGGAAGCCGACCAUCAACAGACUACAACGACUGCCCGCUUCAGCAUGGCAAAUCAGCCAAUUUAACAGAUAAGACUGAAUCUCGUUAAUUCCCAUCUAAUAUGAUAAUAUUAUGUAUAUAUUGUAAAGGUUUUCAGAGAAAAAGUCUUCUGAUUUCACAUGCAGUACCUUUUCCUCAGAAAGUUACCUUAACUCAUAAUAUUCCAGAGGAAAUAAUUAGUCAUUACCUAUGAAAUGACCUUUUGCGGUAAAGAGAUAAUGAAUUUUUUUAAACAACUUUAGUAAGUAAUCUCUACAUAGUAUAAAACAAAGUAGCUUUCUCUGUCCUUAUGUCCCUCUGUAUGCUUAAAUAUCUAAAACUACAUAACGUAUUUCGAUGCGGUUUCUUGUAAUAGGUAGAAUGAUUCAAGAGGAAGGUUUAUAUAUGUAUAAUACAUGCAUAAUAUAUCAACAAGGUCAAUAAAGAAGUUCCCAUCACAAACUUAGGGAUGAUAUCCUUUUUCUCCAUUGGCCAAUAUUUUGCCCGUAAUAAAAAGUGAAGCUUAUACUUUAAAUUAUAAGGUUCAAUUUUAUUUGCAAGUAGUUUUGAUUGGAUGUACUUGCCACAUUUACUUUUAAAAAACGGUUAUUUCAUAGGUAAAGACUUAAUUGAUCCUCAUUAUAAAAACAUGCUCAGAUUCAAAGAAUAAUAUAUUUAUUUAAUUAGUUUCUAUAGUGAUAAAAGUAUCAUUCUUUACUGUUUAUUUCAAUAUUUUAAAGUAUUAAUUGUUCCAGCCAAAAGCACAUAAGCACAAUUUAUUCCAAAUGUUUUCACAAAUUUGUUUUUAUAUGCGGUCUGUUGAGCAGAGUGCUAUUAUGUUAUUUCUUCUAGGGUUGCGAUUAGUUAUAAACACUUCUUAUGAUUAAUUUUAACUUUCAAUUAUUUAUUAGUCUCGUUUUCAUCAACCACCCCUAAACUAAACUGUUACUUAAUUUUAUAACACUUAUCCUUACAUAGUACCUAAACUAACCCCUAACUACCUAACUAUUUGUAGUGUAAGGUGUCAUUUGUCGGUGAAAUCAAAAAUGAAUUGACUGAAUUAAAUUUCACCUAUCCUAACUUAGGGGAUUCUUUAAAUUUAGGAGAGGUUGUUGAAAACGAGCAUUACUGUCUUAUAUUUUGGUGCUCUAUUUCUAGUGUGUAUUAUUUUUAUUUAAUAUUUUUUAGUUUAUAUUCUUCCAGAUAAACUUUCUAUAUUUUAUGUAUUUUCAAAAACUUCAUAUGUCAAUACUAAGAGGCCUACUGGUCCUCUCUUGCCACAGUAUAUACACAUUUUCUCACCAUUUUCAUACUAUCCUACAAUAAAAUAAAUAAAAGACUAAAUUUUCUUACUAAAAAGCCUAGCUAAAGUUGAAUUUAUAAAAUAGCCCCACUCUAAAAUAUGUAUAUUUUAGUAACUAUGUAUUUGUAACUUUAUAAGGAGUGCAAUUAGUAAAAUAAAAUGAUUCCAAUAUUUGUGACAUUCUUGUAUAAUUUUUAUAUAAACGUCAAUGACGUACCGUAUAUAGGUAGCUGUUAAGUAGUUUAAAUUAGAAUGAGGGCUUUUCGCACCCUUAGCAUGAAAGUGACUUAACUAAAAAACCGGCCAAGUGCGAGUCGGACUCGCCCAUGAAGGGUUCCGUAGCAGCAAGUAGAUGACAUAAUAUAAAAGUUAUAAAAUAACUUGGUUUUACAUAGUGUUUGUAUGAACGACAAAGUUAUAUUUGCGGUUUUUGAAAAUGUUUUAUAUCUUAAAAACUAAUAAUGUUAUCUCGUUCAAACCAAUUUUCGUUAAAAGUUUCUAUUGAAAUGUCAUAAAAUAUACUCUACAACCAAAGAACUAAUUCAUAAAUAGUAAAAUCAAUCGUGUCAUAGAAUACGGAAGAGAUAUACUAAUAUGUAUUCAAUACUAUAAUUUUCUGAGACUUUCUGGCUCAUUUCCCAUAACUUGCAGUUUUUGGAUUCGGUCACUUUCAAUCUAUGGGUGCGUUUUGUUGUGCUGGAUGCACUAGUGUAUCUUAAGGUCCUUUAACAAGUCAUUAGCCAAUCAAAUUGUCACACCAACACUGAUUGAACCAAUAGGACUUUAGGACACUAACGCCAUCUCUUGAGCGCAAAAGUAAAAACCCCUCAUCCACUUCAUUUUAGUGAAUAUUAUUUAGUUAAUCUAUUAUGUUGAUUGUCUUUAGUUUAAAAUUGUUGUUUAAUAUAUUGUAGCGUCCAUUUCAUAACGAAGUAUUAAUUUAAAACGUACACCAUCAUGUAUUUUUGUCGACAGUACAAAUUAUUGUUCUCACGAUUUACUGUAUAUAUAUUUUUUAUUUGUAUGUAUGUGAUAACUUGUGUAAAUAAAUACGAAGUACAGGGAGCAAAGGAAAAACAGUAAUGACGUAUUAUUAUAGUUUCUUUAUGUACACAUCAACACUUAAAAUAUACAAUCUUUAUAACAAUGGUACUAUAGUUCAUUUCUAUCUAUGUAAUUUGCGCCAUAAUUAUUAUAUAAUAGAUCCAUACAUGUGAUUAUUAGGUAUACAAGAGUAGGUACACUUUGUGCUAACUUGCAACUGUCAUUAUAUCAUCUAAAAUAUAAAAUAUUUUCUCAAAUAUAACCAAGCAUUUGGAAGAAAUAUUUCUAAAUAGAAUCUAUGUGAUAGAACUGAAUUUAUACCAUUAGGCAUACAAUUUGUGCACUCAUACAUUACAUUAAAGCAUAAACUGCAAAGAGAUCUGGAUUAACAAUAAUAAAUAUUUAGUUUCACUUUAAAUAACAUAAAGGCCCUAUCAUUAGGACACAAUAGUCGCCCGACUAAUCGUCCAACUGAUCACAACAGCUACCAUGCUAAAGACACCAAAACAAACAAAUACCGCACUCAGAGACAUUUAAUGAUUAAUUAACCUGUUCCUUAGUAACGAUUUUGUUCCGAAAACAAUUGCUAAGGACUGGGUUAAGUAACCAUUAAAUGUUUCUGAGUACGGUAGUAAGGUUGAUUUUGUCGCCGACAACUUGUUGCGCAACUAAGUUGACACCGAUACCCUCCAUAAAACUGUUGGUUGCGUGAUUAGUCGUACGACAUGGUGUUCCAAUGAAGACCCAUCAUGCCUUGUAUUCCCCGAAGGAUUAGGCAGAGCUCACUUUACCUCAUUGUGUAAAAUAAAAUAAUUAUAAAAUGAUUUACCACUCAUAACACAACGUUACACACAUUUUGUAAUACAUUCAAACAAGUAAAAAAGCUAUUCAGACCUGCGCAGACGAGAGACUGUUUAUAGGGUAAAAUGGUUUUGUAAAUCCCUUAUAAACAUUAUCGAAUAACUCUUACAAAGGACUGUACCCUUAGUCCAAUUUGCUUUACGUUUAAAGUAAUCGAAACGAGAGCGCAUUCGGAGCUCUGAUUGGUUGGUUUAGUCGAUCCGGCUCUCGUACUAAGGGUACUGUAGGCUGAAACGGAUAUUAUUUGGAUUAAAUUUAUGCCAAAAACCUAGAUCGACCCAAUUUUGGAUACGGAUCAGUGACUAGUUUCAGCUGUAUUUACCCAGUGAUUCAGUAUAGUUCGCGGUGGGUCUUUUUCCUUGUCCUCAAUAGAUUGCUCUCAGCAACAGGUAAACAGUCUCUCGUCUACGCAAGCCCAUAAUGUUCUCGACAAUUUCAAUAUAAUUGUGUUGUCGCAGCACUUUGCCUUUAUACAUUAAUUGACCCUGUAAUGUUUAAGUUGACAUCAAUAUGGCACUAUGAAAUGAAUUUUGUUUGACAAUAAAAAAUUUAAAUUGGUA